This is a messenger RNA of Hippopotamus amphibius kiboko, 5804 nucleotides long. RefSeq names its product zinc finger protein 665-like. Bases 1081 to 3402 code for a protein of 773 amino acids. Gene Ontology annotation, biological process: regulation of DNA-templated transcription. The record is from RefSeq and is a predicted model, not a curated record. NCBI's taxonomy places the organism in Eukaryota, Metazoa, Chordata, Mammalia, Artiodactyla, Hippopotamidae. The transcript has 4 exons.
CCGUUCCGUCCAGCCGUGUGAUACCCAGUGUUCUUCCGUCCCCGUCUCUACGGAAAAUUAUCUUUUCCUGUAGGCCGGCGUCUUAUUCAGUCGCCGUGUGUGUACAUACGUGGGCCAGGGAGAUCGUGGGAAGCAGAGAAAAGAGGGACUGAGAGAAAUAAAGGGAGAUGGAGAAAAGAACGAGGGAGAACUGAUGGGAAGAGAGAGGGUGGCUGAGAGACAUAUAAAAAGACAGUGAAAUGAAAGAGAGUAAGCCUUCAAAGUGGCAGGGGAAUAAAAUAGAGAAGUAAAUUAAAAAGCCGGAGCUCCAGGGAUUGGAGAGUAACAGAGAGAGAGCCGUGGAUCAGCAAUGGGCGAGAGGUAGCAAUGGUGAGGCCCCUCACAGAGAGUGUUUGGAGAGAGGAUGAAAGAGUUGGAACCACGGCAUUCAGGGCAGCCUGGUGCUGGGAGACAAAGAGGCCAAGUAGUGGUUAGAAGAAUAAGAGAGAGAGCAGGAAAGAAGCAUAGCCACUUGGGGUGCCAGAGAGGGAGGAGGAAGGGAGUGUAACAGGGAGAGAGGGGUGUAAGGGGAGGGAAGAGAGGGGGCAGAGGUUGUGGAAAAUAAGAGGCAGUAAUAUAUAGAGAUGGUCUCCUGAAAAAAAAUGUGCAAUGUGAGAGUAGCGAGUUAAAUUUUAUUUCUGUCAAAUGAGGGCUAUAGCCCAGGAGACCUGAUUGCAGAUAGCGCUGCGAACCCGAUUUUAGUGAAGGGCGUGUCCAUGCCGUCAAGCCCAUGUUUUUCUGCAGGAGGUUGCUGUUGUCUCAUGAAGGUUACUGCUAGUCCCGAGGAGCAGACGUCACUGUGAAGGAUUUUAGUGUUUUUCUAGAUAUGAGGAAAUGCAAUAAUUGGGCUCAAAAAAUCUUCUAAAAAUAUCUAACCAUCUGAAGGCCUGUUUUACCAGUUUUUCCCAGAGCGCAGAGUGCCUCAUUCCUGACGUCCACCCUGAACUCCCUUCAGGGGGAGAUGAAGAUUGAUUUCUAAAGACUCAUUUGCCUGAGGAAGAAGCGCGAAAGAAAAGGAAGAGGAAAGAAAAGGAGCCUGAAAUGACUCUUUUUCAGGCAAGGUUGACCUUCCAGGAUGUGGCCGUUGAAUUCACUCAGGAGGAGUGGGAAUGCCUGGACCCUGCUCAGAGGGCCUUGUACAAGGACGUGAUGGUGGAGACCUACAGGAACCUGGUCUCUGUGGAUAUCUCUCAUAUACACAUGAUCAAGAAAUUACCACUACAAUCAAAUACUGAUAGAGGAGGACUAUUCCAACCAGUAAUGUUGGGAAGACAUGAAAUCCAGGAAAUCAAAGAUUUUUACCUUCAAGAAUUUCAGGACAAUGUCGUUGACCUUGGGCGUCAGUGGAGAGAUGAUGAAAGCAAUUACAAAAAUAUCCCUACAUCCCCUAACGAAGAUGUCAUUGAUAGACGAUGUCGAGUUGUUGGAAGGGUUUCAGGAAACAAGCAUGUUGGAAACAGGCUUGCAUCGGGCUUUCGGGAUGAACUCCAUAUGGUUAACAGUGAACAGAAAAUUGAUGAGUGUAAUCAAGCUGGUAAGAAUAACAGCAGUAGUGCCUCAUUUUCACUGUGUCAAGGAAUUUCUCCUCCUGUCCCAACCAGCAUUUCUAAUACCCAUGGGAGUGAUUUUAUGCACCCUUCAAUACUGACACAAGACCAGAAAGCACAGAGCGAAAGAGCUUACAAGUGUAAUAAGUGUGAAGAAACCUUUCAUGUGGGGUCAUACCUCCGUAGACAUCAGAUAAUUCAUACAGAAGAGAAAUUGCUUAAAUGUGAUGUAUGUGGGAAGGUCUUUAGUCGAAAUUCAAGCCUUGUAAUUCAUCAAAGAAUUCAUGCUGGAGAGAAACCUUAUAAAUGUAACGAUUGCGGCAAGGUGUUUAGGCAAAAAGGAUACCUUACAAUUCAUCAGCGAAUUCAUAGUGGGGAGAAACCUUACAAGUGUAAUGAGUGUGGCAGGGUCUUUAGCCAGAAAGGAUACCUUACAGUUCAUCAGCGAAUUCAUAGUGGAGAGAAACCUUAUGAGUGUAAUGAGUGUGGCAAGGUCUUUAGGCAAAAAGCAUACCUUACAACUCAUCAUCGAAUUCAUACUGGCGAGAAACCUUACAGAUGUAAUGAGUGUGGUAAAACCUUUAGUCAGAGCUCGGCCCUCAUUCGACAUCAGAUAGUCCAUGCAGGAGAGAAAUUACCUAAAUGGCACGUAUGUGGCAAAGUCUUCAGGCAAAAUUCAGACCUUGCAGAUCAUCAGGGAGUUCUUUUGGACGAGAAACCUUACAAAUGUAAUGCAUGUGCCAAGGGGUUUCGUCUGAAAGGAGAGCUUUCAGUUCAUCAGAGAAUCCAUAACCGAGAGAAACCUUACAAAUGUGAUGAGUGUGGCAGGGUCUUUAGCCAGAAAGGAUACCUUACAGUUCAUCAGCGAAUUCAUAGUGGAGAGAAACCUUAUGAGUGUAAUGAGUGUGGCAAAGUCUUCAGGCAAAAAGCAUACCUUACAGUUCAUCAACGAAUUCAUAGUGGAGAGAAACCUUAUGAGUGUAGUGAGUGUGGGAAGGUGUUUAGGCAAAAAGGAGUGCUUAUAACUCAUCAGCGAAUUCAUACUGGAGAGAAACCUUAUAAAUGUAACGACUGUGGUAAAACGUUUAAUCAGAGCUCGGCCCUCAUUCGACAUCAGAUAGUCCACACAGGAGAGAAAUUACCUAAAUGUCACAUAUGUAGCAAAAUCUUCAGUCAAAAUUCAGACCUUGCAGAUCAUCAGAGAGUUGUUACGGUGGAGAAACCUUACAAAUGUAAUGCACGUGGCAAGGGGUUUCGUCUGAAAGGAGAGCUUUCAGUUCAUCAGAGAAUCCAUACUGGAGAGAAACCUUAUAAAUGUGAUGAAUGUGACAAAAUGUUUCUUCUCGCCUCAUACCUCAGUAGACAUGAGAUGACCCACACACGAGGGAAAUUAUAUAAAUGUGAUGUGUGUGGCGAAGUCUGCGGUCAAAAUAAAUACCUUAAAGAGCAUCAGAGAAAUCACACUGGAGAUAAAACUUUCACAUGUAAUUUGUGUGGGAAAAGCUUUCAUUGUGUCUCAGAGCUCAGUGGAUGUGAGAUGAUCCACAAAGGAGUGAAAGUAUACAAGUGUGACGUAUGUGCCAAAGUCUUUUGUCGAAAGUCAGUCCUUACCGUUCAUCGGAGAAUUCAUACUGGCGAGAAACCUUACAAAUGUAAUGAGUGUGGCAAAGUCUUUAGUCGAAAAGGAGCGCUUGCAACUCAUCAGCGAAUUCAUACUGCAGAGAAACCUUUCAAAUGUAAAGAGUGUGGCAAAGUCUUCAGGGUGCUUUCAAGCCUAAGUUACCAUCAGGUAAUCCAUGAUCUUGAGAGGGUUUAACAGUGUAGUGAAGUGACAAGGCUUUUAGCAGGUGUCCACAUCUUAGACUUUAUAUUAGAAUACUUAUUGUGUAAGGAAACCAGACAGAUGUAAUUAUUGUGACCAGUCCUUUAGACAAGGAAUUUAUUCACCAAGGAAUUCAUUCCGGAGGUCACCUCACCAAUGUUAUGAAUGGAAAAACUUUUCCUUGGGGCUAACAUCUCACCAGUCUUCAGAUAAUCCAUACUGGAUUAUGAAAUGACUCCUCCUACAUUUGCGUUUUUGCCACUGUAGUCUUGUCUACCCCAGAGAAAUCCCUGUUUGAGGUAGGAGAUCUUCCCCUGAUUCUCAUACACACUCUGCCUCUUAGUCUCAAACCGCAAAAUACUCCUCUGAUUCCUUCCUGCUGCCCGGACUACGGACUUAUUGUUUUGUACCACUGUUUGGGGGAGAAGGUGACAGCCAGGCUCUGCAAUGUGUGUGUGAGCCUGACGUACCAUCUCUUAGAACUGCAACACCACUUCAACUGUUAUGCAAGGGCAGUGCGCACUUGGUGACACAAGAAUGUUUCUGCAAAACGUUGUUCCCAGUUGCCAAUUCCGUCAAACAACUACAAGUUCCUAAUGAACGUCACAAAGGUGUAGUAGAGACUCUUCCUGUUCCUUGACCCCUUGUUUUGUUAGAUUUACAUGUUAUUCUUUUACUUUCCUGAUGGAUCACCAAUAUGAUAUUACAUUUAAAAUUUCAAUUUCCAUUUGUAAAUUUCUAGUAUAUAGAAUUGCAAUCAAUUUUUCCUUUUUCUACUUGUAUCCUGACCCCUUGUAAAUUAUUCUUUUUCUAGAACUGUUUGUAGGUUUUUUUGUUUUUCUACAUACACCAUAUCUGAAUUUACUAUUUCUUCUGUAACAAAAUAUCACAAACUGAGUGCCUUAAAUCAAGAAAUUUAUUCUCUUCUUCACUGCAGAAGUGUAAAUGGAUUCAAAGCCCUGUGCUCUGUUGGGUACUCCAGGGCACAAUUCGUUUUCUUUCGUUUCCUUAAUUCCAAACAUCACUCUGAUCCUUUGCGUCUUGGUCUCCAUGUGGAUUUGCAUGACAUGCUCUUUUAAUUAAUCGAUGCUUUUGUUCAGAUAUCCUCAUCAUUUGGGCAUUUCCUGAAUACUUUGUUUAAAUUAGGGCACCAUCUCCCUCUAUCGUUGUAUUAAUACAUACACCACUUCAUUGUACUUACCACAGUCAUAUCUUACUUAAUAACUGUUGUUCUUCAUAGGAUAUAAGUUCUUGAAAGCAGGGUAUUUUAUUUCUUGCUACACAGUCAGUGAUUGGAAUCAUUUCCCACUGACAGAAUGAGUGACUGUACUUCAUCAGUGCAAAGACAGUUGGUGUAAUGAAUGGGAUCACAGAUGAAUAGGUCAGAUGGUGAAAUAAACAUGUAAUUGUAUUUGUGGACUGAAAUUUUAUUCUCCCAUACUUUACAGCCUAAUAUUCUGAACAUUUGUCAUUAGUUCUCAGUAUAAUUUGUUCCCACAUUGUGAAUUUUCUGCAGCAUGUGCUAACAGAUCUAACUUAGUGAAGGGAUUUUUUUCAUGAAGUUGAGCCACAACAUUUCAAGUUCAAGAUCAUUUCAAUGAACAUUUUAAGUUCAAUGAAGUGCUCCAUUCACCCCUAUCCCUAAAUAACAAUCUUAUUUCUCAGGUUGGACAGUUUCUAUUUGUGAUAGACUGCCUGGAAAAUAGUAACUGAGAGAAGUAGGAGGCUGAUUCUCACCUAACAGGAAGUCCAGAGGGUGUCGUGUUGGACAUGAUGGGUCCUCUGCCCCUUCUACCUCCAUGAGCAGUUAGUCUUCAGUGUCUUUAUAGCAACCUGGCUGUUGGAUGGCCAAGGCAAGUGAUAGUUGUGAGGUAAAAUCCUUUUCAGUUUUAGAUUCUGUCUCGUUUUCAUGGAAGCGUUAAUUCAAGACAUCUUUUCCAAAUUUAUUAGCCAUUUAUGUUAAAUAUCCACCAUGAUUUUAAUAAGAAAAGUGAAUUUUCAAAUUUUGUAUUUCUACCUCAACAACAGAGAAAGGUAAAUGGAAGAGGUGUUAGGGCCAGAUUUUAUCUAUAGACUUUGUUCUUUAUCCUGAUAUUGUAACACUCCGUGUCUAACACCUGGCCAGUCUGCCCAGUGUUCCAAGUGUCGCACAAAAGUGAUUAGACCUGUAGCGUUUUCUAACGCAUAGAUUUAUUUUCUUGGUGCUCUGAUCCUAAACACAGUAAAAUUAGUCUUCAAUUUUAAUAUCUGAUUCUGGUAUCAGGGUAAGAAAUAAAAGAUUCUGUUUUGAAAUAUUUUCAAAAAUACCAAAGGCUUGUAGUUCAGGAAUAUUCUAACAUCAGCUCCAAAUAGAUUUUGCUAUUGGCGACUAAAUUUAUAGUAAUGUAAGUUAUAAC